Molecule: messenger RNA, 625 nt
Organism: Xyrauchen texanus (razorback sucker)
Lineage: Eukaryota; Metazoa; Chordata; Actinopteri; Cypriniformes; Catostomidae
Product: cocaine- and amphetamine-regulated transcript protein-like
Exons: 3
Coding region: 95-451 (118 amino acids)
Biological process (GO): G protein-coupled receptor signaling pathway; cellular response to starvation; positive regulation of MAPK cascade
Molecular function (GO): neuropeptide hormone activity
Source: RefSeq, a predicted model, not a curated record
GGUCUCUGAGUGGAGAAGAUAUAAAGUGACUGAACCGCGGGAAGUGUUGACUUGAAUCUCAGUGAAGAGGACGCGUUCAUUCUGGGCUUUGACCAUGGAGAGCUCCAAACUCUGGACAACAGCGAUGGCAUGCGCGUUGCUGCUCUCCUUCGUUCACGGUGCUGAAGUAGACGACUUUGACAAUGAAUCUGACUCACAAAAGAGAGCUUUGAGAGAGUUUUACCCAAAGGACCCGAAUUUGACCAACGAAAAGCAGCUCCUCGGAGCUUUACAUGAUGUUCUGGAGAAACUGCAGAGUAAACGGAUCUCACUUUGGGGAAAGAAGUUUGGGCGUGUUCCCACUUGCGACGUUGGGGAGCAAUGCGCCAUCAGGAAAGGAUCAAGAAUUGGCAAAAUGUGUGACUGUCCACGUGGAGCGUUUUGCAAUUACUUUUUGCUGAAGUGCUUGUAAAGAUAAAGAUGGAACAUGAAUUGGAAAUAUACACAUACACUAAUACUAAAGAUAUUUAUACAUUGUGUGAUUUCUAUUUUUAUGAUUAUGAAGUGCUAAAAUAAGAACAGAUGAAUUUGAACGAUUGUUCAAUUAUUUGCUGCUUGUGAAGUGUAAGUAAACCUGAAUAAAUUG